CCCACCCCACCUGCAUUGGGAUCCCUUCAUUUCACAUCGCAUAUUCCCCUUAUUUUAAUUUUAUGAUAUCAGGGAAUCCUGUAAUAUAAUUUACUCUAACUUCAGUCAUUGUCUCUGAUUCAAGUGUUAAAACAACUUUCCUCCUUCCCUAUUGGUUCAAUUCUUUUGCACCUCUUUCUGAAUCAGAGACACUAAAAUCAAGAAACAGGGUUUAUUGCAUUUGGGACACUGAAUUAUUGAAAAUUUAAGCCUUUUUUUUUUGAAAUAGUUAGCAUUUAAAUUAGUCUGUGUAGGGAAUCUUGAGAUCUGGGUUUGUGGGUUUGAUCAAUGGGGAGCUCAGAUGAAAGAAUUGUUGCUGUGAUAAUGGUGGGUGGGCCCACUAAAGGGACUAGAUUCAGGCCGUUGUCGUUGAAUAUCCCGAAGCCGCUUUUCCCACUGGCCGGACAGCCGAUGGUUCAUCAUCCAAUAUCCGCUUGUAAACGGAUCCCAAAUCUAGCGCAGAUCUAUUUGAUUGGCUUUUACGAGGAGCGUGAAUUCGCAUUGUUUGUAUCGUCGAUUUCUAAUGAGCUUAAAGUGCCUGUAAGAUACUUGAGAGAAGAUAAGCCACACGGUUCGGCUGGUGGACUAUAUAACUUCAGGGAUUUCAUCAUGGAAGAUGAUCCAUCGCACAUUUUUUUGCUGAAUUGUGACGUCUGUUGCAGUUUUCCACUGUCUGAAAUGCUAGAGGGUCACAAAAGCUAUGGUGGGCUCGGAACAAUUUUAGUGAACAAGGUUUCUCCCGAGUUAGCUAGCCAGUUCGGGGAACUCGUUGCGGAUCCUGUUACGAACGAGCUUUUGCAUUAUACCGAGAAACCCGAAACUUUUGUUAGUGACCGUAUUAACUGUGGUGUUUACGUAUUCACGCCGGAAAUCUUUACAGCUAUUCAAGGUGUAUCCACGCAACGUAAAGAAAGAGCUACUCUAAGACGUGUAACGAGCUUUGAAGCACUUCAACCUGCAAACAGGAAUCUUCCGACAGAUUUUGUACGAUUGGAUCAAGAUAUUCUAUCACCACUUGCUGGUAAGAAGCAGUUUUACGUGUACGAAACCAUGGAUUUCUGGGAACAAAUUAAAACCCCCGGAAUGUCGUUGAAAUCUUCUGGGCUAUAUCUCGCCCAAUAUAGAAUAAUCUCACCCGAUCUUUUGGCGAGUGGAGAUGGUUCGAAAAAUGCUACGAUUUCUGGCGAUGUGUAUAUUCAUCCAUCGGCGAAAGUUCAUCCAACUGCAAAGAUUGGUCCGAAUGUUUCGAUUUCGGCCAAUGCUCGGAUAGGAGCUGGUGUGAGGCUUGUGAGCUGCAUUAUUCUUGAUGGUGUUGAGAUUAAGGAAAAUGCCGUUGUAAUUCAUGCAAUUGUCGGAUGGAAGUCUUCCAUCGGAAGGUGGUCCAGAGUACAGGCUUCGGGUGAUUACAAUGCAAAGCUUGGGGUUACUAUUCUCGGGGAAUCUGUGACGGUCGAAGAUGAAGUUGUGGUGACAAACAGUAUCGUGCUUCCAAACAAGACUCUUAAUCUAAGUGUUCAAGAUGAAAUCCUUUUGUGAUACACACAAUCGACUAACUCUUCAUCGAAAAUAUGUUUGUUUUUAAUCCAUUAUUAUUAUUAUUAUUCAUUUGUUUUAAUUUAAUUAUUUCUCUAAUUUGUAAAAUGACAUCUUCUUUCAUUACAGUAAACAUAUGACAGAAUUCUUGCAUUGUUUUUCAUCCCCUAUUUUAUAUACUACAUAUAUAUAAGAUUGGCUAGAGUGGGGAGUUUUUUUUAA
This is a messenger RNA of Erythranthe guttata (spotted monkey flower), 1794 nucleotides long. RefSeq lists its product as uncharacterized. The record is from RefSeq and is a predicted model, not a curated record. NCBI's taxonomy places the organism in Eukaryota, Viridiplantae, Streptophyta, Magnoliopsida, Lamiales, Phrymaceae. Gene Ontology annotation, biological process: biosynthetic process.